AUGUCUCUCAUUCUUCUUAGACUAAUUAUAUGCUUUGUUUCAAUUCUAAUUGUGAAACUGGUGUUUGCAGCUCCACAUUUAUCACCAUCUUCUACUUCUCCAAUUGAGCUUUCAACAACUAUUCAAAAGGUCGGCUCCUAUUCGAAAUCAUUCAAAACUGAAAAGGAACUCAUUGAGUCAACCUUCUGGAAGGAAUUGGUCAAAAAGAAAGAUCCUUCAGUAGCAGAAAGUACAGUAAUAUAUCUUGUUGACAGUAAUACGGUUUACCAUUUUGCAGCUUCAGAAACAGAUCCCAAUGGAGUAUACGGACUACCAGGAUGGAUGUCAUCCAAGAGGAAUAUUGAAUUGUUACAAGUGGAGUAUGGUAAAGGGUUUCGAGCAUCUGUAGAAGACAUACCAGUAUCCCCCUGUAUGUCUUCUGUAAUUUCGUCUGGAGGAGGUUCAUUUUCUCAAUCAUACACCUGGGGACAGACUCUUUCUUUAAAACUUUCACCUUCGAUAAGUUUAAACUCGGCUUUGCUUGGAUUGACUCUUAAUACUCAGAUGGAUACGUUGGAUGUUUCGUAUUCUUCCACUGGGGGUAUUCUGUGUAAUGCACCACCAGGUGGGAAAGUUCAAGUCUUUAGCACUGUUUCGUACAUGUACUUCCCUGAAGCCCGUAAGAGGGAUGUGUUGUUUCGUGGAAAGUUGGAUAAAUUUGAGCCAAGUUCCAAUUGGACUCGUAUAGCAAAUGAAGAGUCCAAAUAUAGUAAGUUUGGUGCAGUUUUCUUUGAUAUGUCAUAUAUCCCUCAACAUGAAUGUGUUACUAAAUCACAAUUUCUUCUUUGUGGAGAAAAUGAAAGAACCCUUGACAUGAACAAUCGGUCACUUAAUCUCAUGAAAGGUUUAGAAUUAGCUACAAUUCAAUAA
Messenger RNA from [Candida] anglica, 909 nucleotides. The record is from the annotation of a GenBank genome assembly. NCBI's taxonomy places the organism in Eukaryota, Fungi, Ascomycota, Pichiomycetes, Serinales, Debaryomycetaceae.